Messenger RNA from Colletotrichum chrysophilum, 2745 nucleotides. RefSeq lists its product as uncharacterized. Gene Ontology annotation, molecular function: DNA binding; DNA-binding transcription factor activity, RNA polymerase II-specific; zinc ion binding. Gene Ontology annotation, biological process: DNA-templated transcription; regulation of DNA-templated transcription. NCBI's taxonomy places the organism in Eukaryota, Fungi, Ascomycota, Sordariomycetes, Glomerellales, Glomerellaceae. The record is from RefSeq and is a predicted model, not a curated record. The transcript is spliced from 4 exons. The coding region runs from base 1 to 2745 and encodes 914 amino acids.
AUGAAUCCUGUGAGCCCCUCCGCGCCCGGCCCCUCCAUGGCAAGCCCGCGCGUACUUCCCAACUCAGAUCUCAUGCCCGGCCCUCCCCAGUCGCCCGGAUCAGCAACAUCUUCUGUGCCAGGUAAGACGGGUGUGCCCGCCGGUGCUACCUCUCCCGGCGCCUCGGUCGCUGGCUCCGCCAUCAGCUCCAAGCCCAUCCGCAGGCGCAUGCGCAUGAUCACUUCCUGUCUCGAGUGCCGCCGCCGCAAGCUCAAAUGCAACAAGUCGCAACCAUGCGUCAACUGCAUGAAGUUCUCGCGCGACUGUGUCUACCUCAGUCCCAAGCUCGACGAGGCCAGCCAGCUUCGUCUAACAGAGAUCAAGGAAAAGGUCGGCUCCUUGGAGCGCCAGUUGGAGCGCGACGUUGCAAAAACGACCUCCCGCGCUGCCCAGCAGCAAGCAAUCCUGGCCGAUGACGUCGAAGAUGAGUUCGCCGAGGAGCGCGAUCUCGAGCCCACGGACAUGACGGCGCUCGAUGUCACCUACGAUGAAGAUGCCGACGGCACAGACGAUCUCAUUGAUCUCGGUGUUCAAGUUGGCCGCAUGCGCAUCACGGAGCGAAUCGGCGGCCUUUCCAGGCCUAGGAUAGCAGAAGAGAUCUCUGCCGGCAUUUCUGGCGGGCCUCCCGGUUCAGGAGGUCCUCCCGGCCCUCCACCCAUGGGGGCCAUGGGAGGCAUGGGAGGCAUGGGAGGCAUGGGAGGAAUGAUGGGCGCAAUGGGAGGAAUGGGCGGAGCCGGACGUGGCGGGCCGCCCCGUGGUGGACCGCCCCCUGGGUAUCCCGGUUUCCCCGGCCCACCGCCGGGCAUGGAUGCCAUGUCCACCGUCAGCGGAGGUUCCAACGGCUCACUCCCCGACUUUUUGAGGCCGGGUGAGUCCUACAUUCCUCCCUCGAGCGGCUUCUUCUUUGGCCAGUCGGCCGAGGUGCAGUCUUUGGAGUCUUUAUUGCCCACUAGGGAAGCCGCGGACCGUCUUCUUCAACAAUACUUCCACGCCGUCCAUCCCGUUGCGAGAUGCGUGCAUCGCCCAUCGUUUGAGAACGACUACCAGGGUUUCUGGGAGGAAAUCUACAGCAAUUAUGAGCCACGGCCGUCCACGCAGGCCAUCAUGUUCGCGGCGUGGUUCAGCGCCGCGGUAAGUAUGGAUGAGCAGGUGGUCUACCGCCUGUUCGGGGUUACCAAGGCGUCCUUGAUCGACAGGCUCAAGGCCGCGACGGAGACUGCGCUGGGAAAAGCCAACUUCUUGAGGACGACGAGAGUCGAGACGAUGCAGGCUUUCGUCAUGUACAUGCUUCCGCUGUGCAGAGCCGAGGUGUCCAGAGCUCACUCCGUGCUCGUGGGCGCCGCGGUGAGGAUGGCAGAGUGUAUGGGUCUGCACAGGGACGGGGAGACAUACGGGUUGAACCCCCUCGACACUCAUGUGAGAAGGCUCAUCUGGCACCAGCUGUGCUUCCUAGACAUCCGCACGUGUGAGGCACAGGGCCCGCGGCCCGCCAUCCGCCGAGAAGACUACGACACCAAGCUUCCGCUCAACUGCGAGGAGGACGAGCUCUACGCCACAGGCCCGCCUCCGGAGCCGGCAGAACGGUGGACCUCCACUCUGUUCUCCCUCAUCCGGUUCGAGAGUAACGAGAUGAUGCGCAUCAUCUGGCUGGACCGUCGCAGGCUCGAGAGUCGGCGGACGACUCUGACUGCCGUUCUCACAAAGAUUGAAAACUUUCGCAAGCGCAUGCUGGACAAGUACGAGAAAUACCUCGACGGCGACGUGCCUGUGCAACGGUACGCAAAGCUCGUGAUGAACCUGCUCCUGUACCGUCUCUACGCCAUGGUCCUGCACCCUUACCACGCCAACGCCAACAGUCCCAUGCCGCAUCGCCUCAACAACAUCCUCAUCAUGUCGGGUAUCAUGAUUAUCGAAAUUUCCAUACAGCUCGAGACUGUACCCCGAUACCAGGAUUGGGCCUGGUACCUGGGUGCUUACCAGCAGUUCCAGAUCGCUUUGCUCCUGGCCACUGAAGUAUACUACAGGCCCCAAAGUCGAGAAGCCCCCCGCAUCUGGAACUGUCUGGACUACGUUUUCCAGACGGACCGUACUCUGCCGCCCGAGAUCAAGGGUUUGCAAAUCUUGGGCGAGAUCAUGAGCAAGACCUCCAUCUACCAGGGCAUGCGCAAGAUGCGCGCGCCCACCGGAACAUCACGCGCCGCUCCGAACAAGAACGCUGUGGGCGUCAAGAGCCCCACGAUGCAACCAUCCCCUCAACAGUACCAGCAGAAUGUGCCGAUGGGUCUCAAGUCAGAAACCGGCAUGGCAGCCGGCUUGCAACCGCCUACUCCCGUCAGCGGCGUCGGGUCUCCGGGGAUGGGGUCUCCGGGCGGCCCAGGAGGCCCUCCCGGAGGCCAAAUGGGCGGUCCUCCACCCAACAUUGUCUUUGCGGGUGUCUCCAACGGCGAGGCGCUGUGGAGUGUGCAGCCGGUCACUGCGGAUAGCCCGGAAAGCAGCUGCGACGGCGCAAGCGUUGCCGGACACAGGACGACGCAGGCUCCUAUGAACAUGGUGAACUCGCUCGAAGGCGUGGACUGGGACAUUAUCAACAACCUGUUCCCGCAUGACCCGAGCACUGGCGAGCUCAACAUUUCCGGUUUCCACGACCCGAGUCUGGGCCUGAACGGGUUCCACUGGGGCCAACAACAGGCACUCGAUCUUCAUUGA